Chinchilla lanigera (long-tailed chinchilla) is the source of this 1092-nucleotide messenger RNA. Its product is annotated as heterogeneous nuclear ribonucleoproteins A2/B1-like. The coding region runs from base 14 to 1033 and encodes 339 amino acids. The record is from RefSeq and is a predicted model, not a curated record. The transcript is spliced from 2 exons. Gene Ontology annotation, molecular function: RNA binding. NCBI's taxonomy places the organism in Eukaryota, Metazoa, Chordata, Mammalia, Rodentia, Chinchillidae.
GACUGAGUCCGCGAUGGAGAGAGAAAAGGAACAGUUUCGUAAACUCUUUAUUGGUGGCUUAAGUUUUGAAACCACAGAAGAAAGUCUGAGGAACUACUGCAAGCAAUGGGGAAAACUGACAGACUGUGUGGUUAUGAGGGAUCCUGCAACCAAAAGAUCGAGAGGAUUUGGUUUUGUAACUUUCUCAUCCAUGGCUGAGGUUGACGCUGCCAUGGCUGCAAGACCUCAUUCAAUUGAUGGGAGAGUAGUUGAACCAAAACGUGCUGUAGCAAGAGAGGAGUCUGGCAAACCAGGGGCUCACGUGACUGUGAAGAAACUGUUUGUUGGUGGAAUUAAAGAGGAUACUGAGGAGCAUCACCUUAGAGAUUACUUUGAAGAAUGUGGAAAAAUUGAUACCAUUGAAAUAAUCACUGAGGAGCAGGCAGUCUGGGAAAAAGGUUUUGGCUUUGUUACUUUUUAUGACCAUGAUCCUGUGGAUAAAACUGUGUUGCAAAAAUACCACACCAUUAAUGGUCAUAAUGCAGAAGUAAGAAAGGCUUUGUCUAGACAAGGAAUGCAGGAAGUCCAAAGUUCUAGGAGUGGAAGAGGAGGGAACUUUGGUUUUGGGGAUUCACGUGGAGGCGGUGGGAAUUUUGGACCAGGACCAGGAAGUAACUUUAGAGGAGGCUCUGAUGAAUAUGGAAGUGGACGUGGAUUUGGGGAUGGCUAUAAUGGGUAUGGAGGAGGACCUGGAGGUGGCAAUUUUGGAGGUAUGGUUAUGGAGGAGGAAGGAGGAUACGGUGGUGGAGGACCUGGAUAUGGAAACCAGGGUGGGGGCUACGGAGGUGGUUAUGACAACUAUGGACGAGGGAAUUACGGAAGUGGAAAUUACAAUGAUUUUGGAAAUUAUAACCAGCAACCUUCUAACUAUGGUCCAAUGAAAAGUGGAAACUUUGGUGGUAGCAGGAACAUGGGGGGACCAUAUGGUGGAGGAAAUUAUGGUCCAGGAGGCAGUGGAGAAAGUGGGGGUUAUGGUGGAAAGAGCAGAUACUGAGCUUCUUCCUAUUUGCCAUGGGCUUCACUGUAUAAAUAGGAGACGAUGAGGCCCCAAAG